CAUAUCGCUAUAUAUUAAUAUCGUGAUUUUACAAAGAUUCUAUGUAGAAACUUGAACUGCCCAUCCACACAGCAUGAGACUGUCAAGUCCAUUUAUAAUUUGGCAGUGAGCACUACUUUAAUAAUCUCAAACUUGUGGUGACAGACCACCACACUCAGACUACUACAAGUGCCCUCGUUUGCACACAGCAGGAGAUGGACGUGCAACCAUGCUCUAGUCUUCUGGGCAUCAUUUAUUCCCUCAGUGCAACCAACUUCGGUGCACGACACCCUUCCGCUCAGCCAAUUCCUCCAAUCAUUAUCCCAGACUUAAAUAAGUUGAUCACUCGAUGCUGCCAAUACCCGGUUUCCGGUGGCGCAUACGGUGAUAUCUACAAGUGCAUAUACCACGGACCAGAUGGCGAUGCAGAGGUCGCCGUCAAAGCAAUUCGACCAUUUUUCAGCACUGCUGAGGUGCUCCGGAGAGAACUUGGGAUUUGGAAGAGGUUGCGACAUUCUAAUAUCUUGAAGUUCAUGGGUACCACCCGAGGCUUCGGCCCAUCUGAGGCUUUGGUUGCUCCGUGGAUAGUCAAUGGCAAUCUUACUUCGUUCCUCAGCGAAAACAACGACAUCCUUGGGCUGCAUGAUCGUCUGCUUCUGCUUCGUGAUAUUGCCGCUGGCCUCAACUAUCUUCAUACAUUUAGUGUCAAUAUAGACGGAAACACGUACUUUAAUCCCGUCGUUCAUGGAGACCUCACUGGUAACAAUGUCCUCGUCGGUGGUGAUAGAACUGCAUACGUUUCAGAUUUUGGCCUUUCGGGAACUUUGACACAAUUGCCUGGCAUGACAUACCUUGCAAUGCUGAACUGUCAUGCAGGAGCAUGGAGGUGGUCAGCUCUUGAACUUUUUUCUACGGAAGAAUCAGCUUCUAUGGUUACCACUCACAGUGAUAUUUACUCGUUUGGUAGCAUCAUGCUUCAAGUUUUGACGGGAAAUUUGCCCUGGUCACACUUGACCCAUGACUUCCAGAUGUACCAAGUGAUCAUUGAGCAGAAAAAACAUCCUCGUCCGACAGACGAUCAUAUCACUGAUCAGCACUGGAAUUUUAUGACCUCCUGCUGGUCAAAGACAGCCAUCAAUCGCCCUUCUGCUGAAGAAGCACUUCAGUUUAUUGAUAGCGAGAUCGUUUUGUACGAUCUGGGCAGCGUCGACGGUGGACAGCACCCUGCCUUGGUUCCUGUUUCUGGAUAUUCUCCUCAGCCCUCCCGGCAACUACCCCACUAUGUCUCUCUCGUUGUAUCCCCACUCAGACUUUGUUUAUUUCUCCUUAUAAUGCUGGCACGCUGGUUAAGUGGCAUCGUUUUACCAAUCUGCUCACUGGCACCUGUACUUGACCGGGUAAUACAUAACUUUGGCUGAUCAGACACAGGCCGGUAUGCACGGCAACCUCUAGUCUUUGAGGUUAU
Molecule: messenger RNA, 1444 nt
Organism: Suillus subalutaceus
Lineage: Eukaryota; Fungi; Basidiomycota; Agaricomycetes; Boletales; Suillaceae
Product: kinase-like domain-containing protein
Exons: 7
Coding region: 195-1397 (400 amino acids)
Biological process (GO): protein phosphorylation
Molecular function (GO): ATP binding; protein kinase activity
Source: RefSeq, a predicted model, not a curated record